Messenger RNA from Gasterosteus aculeatus aculeatus (three-spined stickleback), 3165 nucleotides. It is a transcript of the gene slc22a15, whose product is annotated as solute carrier family 22 member 15. The record is from RefSeq and is a predicted model, not a curated record. Gene Ontology annotation, cellular component: membrane. Gene Ontology annotation, molecular function: transmembrane transporter activity. Gene Ontology annotation, biological process: transmembrane transport. NCBI's taxonomy places the organism in Eukaryota, Metazoa, Chordata, Actinopteri, Perciformes, Gasterosteidae.
CGAGCGAACGCAGGAACGAAGCGAAGCCGGAAGUGUGUCGGGGAUCACUCUCAUCUCGUUCCUCUUUGUGCGGUGAUGCUAGCAGCGUUUAACCGGGGAUGGAUUUAGAAGAAGCUCUUCAAGUUGUCGGCGAGUUUGGACCCUACCAGAGGCGGGCGGUGGCCAUCCUUGUUCUGACACAGGUGUACAUGGCCUGUCAGUCCAUGCUGAUCAUUCUGGUUGGAUCCACGCCGGAGUACCGCAUGGAGCCGCAGGACGGGGUCCCGUCCGGCCAGCAGGAGCUCCUCCAACGCGUCACCUUCACGGAGGACAUUGACUCCAUAGUGACGGAGUGGUUUCUCGUCAAGCAGCAGGCCUAUAAGGUCAGCCUCGCCGGGUCGCUGUUUUUCGCCGGGCUCCUGGUCGGGAACGUCGUCUUCGGGCCGCUCUCCGACAAGAUCGGGAGGAGGCCGGUUUACCUGACAGGUCUCUUUUUUGAGGUGAUCUUCGGCUAUGUGACCGCCUUGGCGCCCAGCUACGAGGUCUUCGCCGUGUCUCGUCUCCUCGUGGGACUGAUGAACGGCGGCAUCGGCCUCGUCUGCUUCGUUCUCACUCAGGAGUACGUGGGCAAGUCCUACUGGGCCAUGACCGGGACGUUGACGAGCAUGAGCUUUGCCGUCGGCAUCGCGCUGUUUGCCGCUCUGGGCUACUUCGUGCGGCCGUGGAGGAACCUCGCCGCCGUGGCGAACACGUCUGGUGUCCUCUUCUUCCUGAUGUCUGUAACUCUGCCAGAGUCUCCUCGCUGGCUGUAUUCUCAGGGUCGGACGGAGCAGGCUGAAGAGGUCCUGCGCUACAUCGCGCUGAGGAACGGCAACGCUGCGAACAACCUGCGGUUGAAACGCGUUGGUGGUGCUAAAGCCGGUAACCGCGGCAACGGGGGUGCGGGUGUCCUGCAGCUGGUGAUCCAUCCGGUCCUCCGGCUCAGGACGAUGGUGCUCAUGUAUGUCUGGUAUGCGUGCAGUCUGGUGUACUACGGUCUGACUCUGGGGGCCGGGGAGACGUCCGGCAGCCGUUAUGUGAACGUGGCCAUGUACGGCCUGGUGGAGCUGCCCGCCUACCCGCUCUGCAUAUACUUCAUCAACAAACACUGGGCGGGGAGGAGGAAGAGCAUGGCCAGCUUCCUGUGUCUGGCUGGCUCUGCCUGCUUCUGCACCAUGUUCAUCCCCGAAGGCUCCGGGGCGUUGCUGAGCGUCACGUCGUUCGCUCUUCUGGGGAAACUGAUGGUCAGCGCGGCGUUCAACAUCGCCUACGUCUACACCUCUGAGCUCUACCCGACGGUUAUCAGGAAUGCUGGUUUGGGAGUUUGUUCCAUGUCCUGCCGAGUUGGAGGAAUCCUUGCACCGUUUGUUCCCUCCAUGCGGGCUCUCCACACCUCCCUGCCAUUCACCGUGUUCUGUCUGAGCGGGCUGUCUGCGGGCUGCCUCGGCCUCCUGCUGCCCGAAACCCUCAACGGACCUGCGGCCGAGACUCUGGAGGAGCUCGGCAGCUCGAGCCGCGGCCGAGUGCUGGAGAGCAAGGCUCUUUUGUACAAAGAUGACAAUAAGAAAUCAAACCGCAUGUGAGGCCGGCGGUGUCGGGUCUUCGUCACCAGAGCAGCUCACGGCGGCGGCGCGGAAUGUCUUCACCUCAUUCCGUUUGAAACUGCUGCCUCAGGAAAUCGCUGGACUCUCCCUUUUUUUGAUGAUGGACUUGAAGGACUAGUCACCGCGUUGAUGUCUGUGAACUACGACCUCUUGAGUGGGGCAGGGGAGUAGACGCCGACCGAGGAGGGCGUUAAUCGAGUGACCAGCAGUUCCUCUCGUACGGAGGUUUACCACAGGUGACCUCCUGCCUUUUUAGUUAAUUUCCUGAACACCGUCGUGGUCUUUGUGCCUUAUUUGGAGGUAGACGGCUGAGACGGACCGAUACGUGACUUGCGUUACAUUCCACAGAUUCCAGGAAGUCAGAAAAACCGCUUACUGCCCACAAAGGUGUGAUGGAAAUGAUCUGACAUCAAACGCACUAUACAUUCCUACUUAAAGUGUAAGCCAGUGUUGUAGUCAAGACCACCUGAGCCAAGUCGGUGUGUCUUUAUCGAAACUGAGUGUUUUCAGACAAAGUGAACAGGCCAAACUCUGCAUGACACACUUUCAAUAAAAUGUGGAUCAUGCAAAGCGUCCUUGAUCCGACCUUCCCAUAUGUGACUCAGGACCAGAGGAAACGUUAAUUAUAUUCUUUAUUUAGCAACUUUUUGCCCCUUAUGUAUGUGCUCGGUGCUGCGUGUGCCUUUAUGUUCCUUAUUGGUUGGCGUGUAAUGAUGUGGGGCUUCUAACCGUUUCACAUUUUCUUUUACAUUUUCAAUCUGUAAAUCCAUGAAUCUCAAAGGCUCUUUGGGCUUGAGCCGAAAAUAUAUAAACAUUAUUAUUAAUGGUUCACUAGUUGGCUACUUAUCUCCACUUUCUGGUGUUUAAGAAAAAAGCAAAAGCACUAAAAUGGUAGCUGGAGUUGAAAUUUUGUGAGUGACCAACCGACUAAAGAAUCAACAGGAACUUUUUAGGCUGAAGGUUUAUUACGACUUGAAUUCAUGGAGAAUCACGUCCAGUAAUAAUGUUGGGGUGCCUCCAUUUCAAGUUUAUUCCUGUUAUCAAUAAAAAGACUGACACACUUUGCUGUAUUAUUGCUACAUUUGCUGAGAAAGACGCUUUGUGUUUGCACGAAGCAAAAGGUGCCAAAGGAGUGACACGUGUUUAUUAUUAUUAUGCCACCAAAGUGCGUGAAACAAGGUGAAACAACUUGAGAUUAACAACAAACACCGUGCAGUUAUUAAUCAAACCACAACUCUGGUAACAAAAACUAAACUCAUAUUUUUGUACGUGCAACUAAACAUGUCAUCACUGCCCUGUGUGCCUUCUCAUGUAGCCGCGACCUCUGAAAUGUUUUAAAGAGAACCUGUAAGAUAUUAUGGAGAUGUAAAUAGAAAUGUAGGUUAUAUUAGUUGUAUGAGAUGUUUUCUAUGCCAUCAUUUUGUAUUGUAUUUGUAUACUAUCAUACUCUUACAUUGUGUGCGAUGUAGAUUGAAUGUCUCUGGGUCCUUAAAAUGUAAAAUGAUCUAUUUAUGUUAUGAACAGUAAACGGUUGUUUACCUGG